UGCAUCGCACCCUCCCGGGCCGCCUUCUCUUCUCCAGCGUCCGAUCUCCCACUCCCCUCCCUCACCGCAGCUCUCCCACCUCCGCCCUCCCCCCGCACGCGCUCGCCACCUCGCCCUCCCCUCCACGUUGCUCGCACCCGCGCUUAUAUAAGGUAUGCCUCUUGCCCUCUCCAAACCCCUCCGCGAGGGCCUAGGGUCUGGCGUGCUGAGCUGGAGCUGAUGGAUCUAGGGUUUGGGUUGCGGUGAUGGUCCUGCAGUGCAGGAGGAGCUCAUGGCGGAAGCUCCGGCGAGCCCUGGCGGCGGCGGCGGGAGCCACGAGAGCGGGAGCCCCAGGGGAGGCGGAGGCGGUGGCAGCGUCAGGGAGCAGGACAGGUUCCUGCCCAUCGCCAACAUCAGUCGCAUCAUGAAGAAGGCCAUCCCGGCUAACGGGAAGAUCGCCAAGGACGCUAAGGAGACCGUGCAGGAGUGCGUCUCCGAGUUCAUCUCCUUCAUCACUAGCGAAGCGAGUGACAAGUGCCAGAGGGAGAAGCGGAAGACCAUCAAUGGCGACGAUCUGCUGUGGGCCAUGGCCACGCUGGGGUUUGAAGACUACAUUGAACCCCUCAAGGUGUACCUGCAGAAGUACAGAGAGAUGGAGGGUGAUAGCAAGUUAACUGCAAAAUCUAGCGAUGGCUCAAUUAAAAAGGAUGCCCUUGGUCAUGUGGGAGCAAGUAGCUCAGCUGCACAAGGGAUGGGCCAACAGGGAGCAUACAACCAAGGAAUGGGUUAUAUGCAACCCCAGUACCAUAACGGGGAUAUCUCAAACUAAUGGAGGUAUGGACCUUUUCUGCGACAGCUGCUCUUACCUGAGGCGAUUUUUUUUGUCUUAGUUAUUUACUAAGACACCUUGCGGUGACCAUUAAAGAGUAACCAAUCGCCCUCAAUAGGUCCGUUUUUAUCUGCCAGAACUGAUGAGGUCGCUCACUAGGAGUAAGUCGCUUCCCUGGGAACGGUUGUCGGCUAGCACCGCUCUUGUAUGUAUAUUAAGAGUAACUUAAUGAUUGGUCUUUUGGCUGCGAUUUGAUUACAUGUAUUUGUAUCGGGAGGCAUAAAUAUUGUGUAAUUUGUGUUAAAGACUGGUGUAAUUGAACUAUGGGAAGAGCUGCUUUGGUUGUAACCAUAUUUUGAUGCCCGUAUAUUAGGCAAAAAUAGAAGGCUGUGGGCGUGCACAACAUAUUUACUGUUCA
Molecule: messenger RNA, 1226 nt
Organism: Zea mays
Lineage: Eukaryota; Viridiplantae; Streptophyta; Magnoliopsida; Poales; Poaceae
Product: CAAT-box DNA binding protein subunit B (NF-YB)
Exons: 7
Coding region: 272-808 (178 amino acids)
Biological process (GO): regulation of transcription by RNA polymerase II
Cellular component (GO): CCAAT-binding factor complex; nucleus
Molecular function (GO): DNA-binding transcription activator activity, RNA polymerase II-specific; protein heterodimerization activity; RNA polymerase II cis-regulatory region sequence-specific DNA binding
Source: RefSeq, a predicted model, not a curated record